AUGGAGUAUAUUAGGAAUAUGCUGCAACAAUGGUUUUAUGAGAGACGGGGUCAUGCUAGUAAGAAGGAUGGACAUCUCACCUCUUGGGCUGAAGGACAAAUAGCCAAAAGAUUUGCAUUAUCCCAAUAUUGGCUGUCAGAACCGAUUGAUAUGUAUAGAUUCAAUGUCAAAGAUGGUAACUCCGGUGGCAUAGUAGACUUGAAGGCGAAAACUUGCACAUGUCGGGUGUUUAAAUUCGACAAAUUGCCAUGCGGACAUGCCCUGGCUGCUGCACGUUCACGUAAUAUUGACCCAUACACUUUGUUGUCCGCAUACUACCAAACAAAGGCUCUGUUGUGUGCCUAUGCCGAUCCGAUUAUGCCGGUGGGCAGUCAGGCCGAUUGGAUCGUACCGGACAAAAGUGCAUCUGUUAAUUUACUACCUCCGGCAACUAGACGCCCAUGUGGAAGACGCAAGACAUGCCGAAUUCCUUCCGCUGGCGAAGAGAAGAGGAGGGUAAAAUGUGGUCGUUGUGGUCAAAUUGGCCACAAUCGCCAAACUUGCUCAAAUCCAAUAAGUCUGGAUGAAAAAAAGGAAGGCAGCAGUAAAGGUGCAAGAGUGGAUCACGUUUGA
Messenger RNA from Diospyros lotus (date-plum), 612 nucleotides. RefSeq lists its product as uncharacterized. Gene Ontology annotation, molecular function: zinc ion binding. The record is from RefSeq and is a predicted model, not a curated record. The transcript has a single exon. The coding region runs from base 1 to 612 and encodes 203 amino acids. Lineage: Eukaryota; Viridiplantae; Streptophyta; Magnoliopsida; Ericales; Ebenaceae.